GUCAGCCGGUUGAGAGGAAAUGGCGGCGAGGCCGGGGCCUUCGAGCUCGGAGCCCUCGGGAACCACGGACCGGGGAGAAAAGGCUGGAGGGCAGGCCAAGUCCUCACAGAAAAUUGAAGACUUGAUGGAAAUGGUGAAGAAGUUGCAGAAAGCUGGAAGCCUAGAGCCCAGGGUUGAGGUCCUGAUUAACCGGGUCAACGAGGUCCAGCAAGCAAAAAAGAAAGCCAGCGAGGAGCUGGGAGAGGCCCGGACUGUCUGGGAGGCCCUGCAGAAGGAACUAGACUCACUGAGUGGUGAGAAAGUACGCCUGGAAGAGGUCUUGAGCCAAAAGCAAGAGACCCUGAGGAUUCUUCGGCUCCACUGCCAGGAAAAGGAAAGUGAGGCACAGAGGAAGCAGACCGUGCUGCAGGAGUGCAAGGAGCGCAUUUCUGCCCUGAACUCCCAGAUUGAGGAAGAGAAGAGCAAACAGAGGCAGCUGAGGUUGCAUUUUGAGGAACAGCUGGAGGAUCUGAUGGGCCAGCACAAGGACCUCUGGGAAUUCCACAGGCCAGAGCAGCUGGCCCGGAAGAUUGGCGCCCUGGACAGCAGCAAGGAGCAGUUGCUCAAGGAAGAGAAGCUGGUGGAGGCAAAGCUGGAGGAUGUGAAGCUCCGUUUGUGCUCCCAGUUUGGGGCUAAGGGCCGCUCAGCCAUCACUGAGGGGCUUUUCCUCCGCAGCCAGGAGGCAGCAUCUGCGGUGCAUCUGUUUGAGGAGGAGAACAGAAGGGCCCAGCAGCUGCUGGAGGACGCCGCCCAGCACCACGCGCAGCUGCAACAGAAGAGGCAGAGGCUGAAGGAGGAGCUGGAACAGCUCGCAGUGCAGGUCCCUGCUCAUGCCCAGAGCAAGCGAGAGGAAGGGGCUGGCCCAGGAGAAGCUGCCAAUCCCAAGCCCCUCGGAUUCAGUGAGGAGAGAGAUCCAGAGCUGCCCCCCAAGAAUGGCCUGAUACCCUCCUAGGCAAGGAAGAUGACCCAUGCUGCCAUGGAGCUUAUUCCAUGGGUUUUGGGAAAU
Messenger RNA from Rhinolophus ferrumequinum (greater horseshoe bat), 1045 nucleotides. RefSeq names its product synaptonemal complex central element protein 1 (gene SYCE1). NCBI's taxonomy places the organism in Eukaryota, Metazoa, Chordata, Mammalia, Chiroptera, Rhinolophidae. Bases 20 to 991 code for a protein of 323 amino acids. The record is from RefSeq and is a predicted model, not a curated record. Gene Ontology annotation, cellular component: synaptonemal complex. The transcript has 13 exons. Gene Ontology annotation, biological process: synaptonemal complex assembly.